AAAAGAAGACUGCAAAAGGAGAAAAUCUUCUAACCACUUCUUAAAGGACAGAAGGAACCCUGUGUUGCAAUGCUAUAGUUUUAUUUGGAAGUCUACAUUGCGCCUUUACAUGCGUAUUUAGGACAUUUCAAAAAGAAGGAACACUGGAAGUUUUCUUUUAAUAGCCAUUGUCAGUGUGUCAUGUGGAGUGCGGGGUCACACUGGAGGGCGAUGACCUGUUUUUCACCUGUCGUUCUUAUCCGGAUGGACCCGUGUACAUCUUAACAGGUUUUCUUGCGAAAAGACUCUCCCUGAACAGUCCUCCCAUAACGCGCUCAGAUGCUCACCUGGGUCCAAUUUUUGAAACGAUCGCCCGAAUCCGGCGCAAAGAGCUCACUGUCCCCGGGUGAUAGUAGCGCUGGAGCGAUGCAGUCCAUCCUGUCCUCGGCUGUCGUGCUAUGUUUCCAGGCUGUUUUACUGCUAUACAGCCCAUUACAGGUGUUAGCAGUAGAAAAUGUUAACUUUGGAGUACACGUGGAGAAUCAGACAGGGGUUCGGGACGGUUUGAGCCGGAAGCACCACAGAGUUUACCAACUAUACAGCCGGACCAGUGGAAAACAUGUCCAGGUGCUCGGCAAGAAAAUCACUGCCAUGGGAGAGGAUGGGGACAAAUAUGCCCAGCUCGUGGUGGAGGCCGACACCUUUGGGAGUCAAGUGAAAAUACGAGGAAAAGAGUCAAACUACUACAUGUGCAUGAAUCGUAAGGGGAAGCUUGUGGGAAAGAAAGCCAGCAAUGUAAAUGGAGGCUGUGUUUUCGUUGAGAUAAUGCUUGAGAAUAACUACACUGCUUGGAUGUCAGCACGCUAUGUGGGCUGGUACGUAAGCUUCACAAAAAGGGGCCGACCACGCAAGGGCCCCAACACGUUACCCAACCAGCGAGACGUGCAUUUCAUGAAACGUUUCCCUCCUGGGGAACAGCCCAACCUACAGUCCUGCAACUUUACCACGGUCAGCAAGAGGAGCAAAAGAGUCCAGCAGACCUCUACAUCUCCUCAACCACUCCCAUAAUACAACAUACCCUCUACAACACUGCGUUUUAAUGAGCACUGAUAGGAGAAUGACUCUAGGAGCUUGUUUGCAAAGACCAUUUCUUACAAAGGACAGAUAAACUACACACUAUCCUUUAAAAUGUGAUUAGGUUAGAUGUAGGACCGACCUCCCAUUAGAAGUCACAGUCAAAGGAUGAAGUUGCUUAAACACUGUGUAAUCAUGCAAACAUAACCAAAGACUCCUGGGCGAGUGUCCAGUAACUAAACCCUGACAACAAGGGGACCAAGCACUUCUGGCCAAAGAAUUCCUCUCUAAUGUCCAGUGCCACAGACUUGUCCCACCUUUAAAAUAAGCAACUGACAAGUUAAGUCAAGUGCUCUUCUUAUGUGAACUGCAACAUGGAUGCAAUCCAUUGACAGCAAAGCCUGGAAGACCUGCAAGUUCAUAUUUAAUACACAUCGACUAAAACCUGUGGACUUGGAUAUUCCCCAAAAAAAACAAGAAAAAAAAAAACAAGGAAUAUGCUAUUUAAAUGGAAAGUUCACCCAAACAUGAAAAUGGCCAUAAUUUUAAGAUGUUAGGAAGACCAUUCUCACCAUUCUCUUUCAUCUCAACUUUUUGCUAUAACAUGAAAGUGAAUGGUGACACAGGCUGUCAUGCUGUUUUUCAUCACCUUUUGUAUUCCACUGAAGAAAGUCUGUUUUGGAGGAAUAUGAGGGUGAGUAAAUGAUGACAGAAUUUCUCAUCUUUGGGUGAACUAUUCAUAUUUAACAGUAUGUAGCCCUGGGCCUAUAAGAGCCAUGAGAUUGUAACAAAGAACUAAAGUCCAUCAGAAUGUAUUUGUGAAUAGACAGUGGACACUCCUGGUAAAAGUUUGUUUGGGUUUUGCCUCAGAUGUAGCUUCUGUUGUCUUUGGUGAUUACAUCACUUUCACAAGGAGCACUGAGGGCCCCUCAAAUGUAUCAGUGUUGAAGGUACCAGAAUACCAGUGAAAUUAAGUAUAAUAUACAAGGGGGGAGCUGCUUUUCCACCACUGGGCCAAACGGUUCUUUGCACAGUAACAGUUCCUGUAGCAUUUCCACUUGAGCAUGGGUCAGGUACGGGAGGAUUACAAACCGGAAGUUUGCUAACCGUACUCAGGACAGAGAAUUUUCUGACAUGGCGGCUCAUUAUUGGUCACUUGCCCAGUCAGUCCAUUUUAAUCCUGAUUUUGCAGUACCACAGUGGAAAAAGAAGCCGCAACCAUGGCAAUGAGCCUGUAUAGCUACAGGCAUAGCUCCAAAAGGGGCGUGAGCUCCAAAUCACCAUUAAAGAUAUAGGGAGCCCCUAACCUAACACUUUCCCUAACCUUAACUCUUUUGGAGUUGGCACAACCCCCUUUUGGAGUAACCCUGCCCUCUUUUGGAGAUUCUGCCCCCAUUUGGAGGUCGCCGACCUGCAGCUAUACCAACUUGAACUGUGCGGUUCCACAACGAAACCCAUUCGGCUCGAUGGUGGAAAAGCACCUUAUGACUUCAAAGUCAUUCUUUUAAGAUAAAGUCUUAAUAAUUAAGUCAUAAUUAAGAGACAAAGAGUCAAUUAUUCAAUUCAAAGUCCUAUUUAUGACAAAAAGUUGUAAUAAUGAGGUGAAGUCAUAAUUAUGAGAUAAAAAUUAUGGGAUUACAUUUUUUUAAUUUUGAGAUCAGUCAAAAUUAAGUUUAAAAAUUAUAAUUAUCAGAAUUAACAGAUAUCAAAAUUACGAGUUAAGCACUCAUCUUGAUCUGAUGUUUUCUUUUUUUUUUUUCAUUGCAUAGAAUCAUAGUGGCCUAAUGCAUUGUGAACACAGGAGUAUUUUAAAAGUAGUUUAGCUAUUUAUGAAAUACUUGCCUUAUUUGCAGAAUUGCAUUGAAUUGUACAGAGUAAACACCCUUGAAAGGAUUAUAAGCAAGAAAAUCUUUGGCGCAAAAAGAACAAAAUGGACGUGGCACAUCUUUCAUUAACAAUGAGGAAAAAAGUUCACAGAUUCUGUAUGGGCCACUAAUUAACCAAGUAUUUGAACACUGAUCUGCACUGAUGUUUGGGGCCAUUUGAAAAUGAAAGCUGGGAAAAUACAUAUCCAACACUGGUCACUGCAUGGACAUAUUUCCACUCUAGAUAGUUACACAUGUACACAUGAGUUAUUAUAACUGACCCAGUCCUGCAAGUAAUGUAUUGCAAAAUGUUGCUUUUUGAUAACACUGUCCCAAAACUGCAUAGGGCUGGUUUAAUCUUGAGAGAUGAAAUAUUUUGAUAUUACUCAUGUUAUUAAAGUAUUUAUUUUGUGGAUGUAUGUUUUUCCCCCUUUUUACUGUUCCAUGACACCUUCAUUUAUGCCAUUGAAUGGCGAAAUGUCUUCUAAUAAUUAUUCCAUUCCCCAGUAUUGUUGUUUUAUUGCCAGCUUGUAGACCUAGAAGGUAUGAACUAUAUGAGAUCUAAACCUUUACCAGCCUUGCAUAAAUUGAAAUGGCAUAGAACGUUGAAAUUUAGUGAUAGUUCACCCAAAAAUGAAAAUUCUCUAAUCAUUUACUCACCCUUAUGCCAUCCCAUAUGGGUAUGACUUUCUUCUGCAGAACACAAACAAAACUUUUUAGAAGAAUAUCUCAGCUCUGUAGGUCCAUACAAUGCAAGUGAAAGGGUAACAAAAUUUUAAAGCUCCAAAAAGCAUAUAAAGGCAGUGUAAAAGUAAUCCAUAAGACUCCAGUGGU
Molecule: messenger RNA, 3752 nt
Organism: Myxocyprinus asiaticus (Chinese sucker)
Lineage: Eukaryota; Metazoa; Chordata; Actinopteri; Cypriniformes; Catostomidae
Product: fibroblast growth factor 18-like
Exons: 5
Coding region: 319-1047 (242 amino acids)
Biological process (GO): regulation of cell migration; cell differentiation; animal organ morphogenesis
Cellular component (GO): cytoplasm
Molecular function (GO): type 1 fibroblast growth factor receptor binding; growth factor activity; type 2 fibroblast growth factor receptor binding
Source: RefSeq, a predicted model, not a curated record